Molecule: messenger RNA, 1539 nt
Organism: Glarea lozoyensis ATCC 20868
Lineage: Eukaryota; Fungi; Ascomycota; Leotiomycetes; Helotiales; Helotiaceae
Exons: 4
Coding region: 1-1539 (512 amino acids)
Source: RefSeq, a predicted model, not a curated record
AUGUCUCAUAGACGGAACUCGAAAACCACCAAAAGACCGUCGAGAGGCCAGUCGUAUAGGAAUGAUGUAACAGGAAGUUCCUCACGAAAAUAUCCGACACCAUGGUCGGAGUGGAAGUAUGAUGACCAGUCCGGGCGAAGAAUCUCUAGUCGCGAGACUGCCCCUGAUGUUUGGCAGGACGAAUAUGAUCCUCCCUAUGGAGAAAAUGAUGAAGCCUCUUGGCCCAUCCCAAAUACUGCAGCUUCUCUACCAAUUGAGGAUACAACGGUCUCAUCCCCGAUCGCAGAGUCUCCCCAUUCGCCAUCAGACAAGAAUUAUACCUUGGAUGCACCCCCAAACGAAUUUGAAAAUCUAGCGCAUGGUCUGCAAAACACCAGUCUAAAUGAUGCUCUGCCUGUUAAACCCUCUAAAUUGGGCAAACAUAUCCGCACACGGCACCCUGAAAAGACAUACGAGAACAAUGUUCUAGGGGGACCGGAAUACAAGGUUCACAGGCAACGAGAUUUCAAAGAAGGGAAGGUUUUGGUAAUGAACUGGGUAGAACCUAGAGGCGGCGGAGGUAGUAGAGGAAGCAACACAGUCAUUACUGCCGAGCGUCGACAUGGCCCAGACGGGAAAGACCAUUUUGCUAAACAACGCCGAUUUCUCAUUGUCAAGCCGUCGGAUGGUCAUUGCAGUGCUCUACCCAUUCUCACAUAUGGCAAUCAAGGGCUCACCAAGCACGGUGUGCAUGCUGAUCAUCAUACUAUGAUCUAUACCGGCGAAUAUCCACCAAAACCCCUUCCUGGCGAGGAAAAUCUACUCAAACGGGAACCUAUCAAAAUGGUACCAGAUAAACCCAACUAUAGGCUUGAUGGCGCCUCUAGACUUAACUAUGCCAAGAUAUACACCAUCGAAUACAAUGUGAAGGUCAAGUUCAUUGGGAGAAUUCACCCGGACUGGACCUGGCUGGUGGUCGCCAAUUAUAAUUCGAUCCAUCCACAGCUGAACGAGUUCAGGAGCUGGACUAGUGCGGCUCUCACCUAUGACGAAGGUCCAAAUCAUGAAAUGUCAUCUACCGCAUCAGGGCGUGGUAGUUCAGCAUAUGAGAAUAGUGGCUCCAAUGCAACAGGGCUUGGCGGGUCUUCGACUGCGUAUGGUGAUUACAGCGCUGGAGCCAGUUUCCGGAACGUAACUACCUCCAACACCAACAAUGCUGGGUCUAGUCAGCAAGGCAGCUCUGGGCAAGGUUAUUAUGAGCAGCCACGCACCCCAGCGCCGUACACGGUUACUUAUAGCACCACGACUCAACAGGGCGGGCAUACAUCGUCAGCGUAUCCUGCAGCAUAUGGGGCUAAUACAUUAGCGUAUUCUGGAUCAUAUGGAAGCGAUACAUCAAUGUAUGCCACCACUGCAACAUAUGCGGUUAAUACAUCAUUGUUUCCUGGAGCACAUAUCGGCCACGCAGAUUCGAACGAUAGCCAGCAAGAUCGUGACGAGGGCCCACUUCCGUCACAUUACGAAAGCUACGAACACCACGAUGAUAUUUACGACGAUUAA